AUGGCAUCACCUCCACCAUCAAAUGCCCUGACCAAGCGGCCAGAUGGCCAGCUGAUGCCACCCCCUCCAGCCCCAAAACGAAUCAAACGCCCCGCAACCGUCCUCGACGAAGAUGUCUACACCAACGCUCUCUCACACAUCAUCGCCCGCGAUUUCUUCCCCGGUCUGCUGGAAACCCAAGCCAAGCAAGAGUAUCUGGAUGCGCUAGACUCCAAGGAUAAAGCAUGGAUUACCAGCUCCAAAAAACGGCUUGCAGAUGUUAUGCGCACCCCGACACCGGGCUCGAAUGCGCGACGGAAAAUAGAUCCGGGUUCUGUGGCGGGCACGCCGAUGCAUUUCCCGGCAGGUGGCUCCGAUGAGACUCCUCGCGGAUGGGGAGGAUACCCCCAUAUUCCCGACGUCUCGAACAUGGGUCUGAUGGCGUUCCACAGCAAGUACACCAGUGAAGACAACGAAUCCUUCAACAAGGUCCUCGAUAAGCAAAACACAAAGAAGCGGGAGAAAUACGCUUUCCUCUGGAAUAAUAAUAAGAUUCCCUCCGCUCGUCAAAUCGCCCAUCACCAGCAAGAAGUCAAGCGCAUUACCGCACAAGGUGGCAAACCCGAAACUAGUCUCGUUAAGCGGGAUGAUUCCGAGGUUGCCAUUAAAACAGACCUUGACGCACGACCUGCACGACCUGAUGCAUGGAAAUCCCGCCCGGACAACGGCCUUAUGUUCCUCCCAUCUUCGAUCGAGGAUACCCACGCGACGCUGCAACAACAAGCAGAGGCAGCCUCACGCGCAGCCCCAAAGCGAACACUCUACCAAAACACACGACUGCUCGAUGUAGACGCCGCCGCCGCUGCAGACGCUACAUCCUCCGUCCCAGACUCCCCUUCAAUCUCCGCAAUCCAAGACGCCAUCGCCGGUCGACCGCGCUUCAGUGAAUCAGAAGCCUCCGCAGUUCCAGGCGGCGAGACUCCCCGCGUCAACGGCUACGCCUUCGUUGACGAAGACGAACCCGAACUCGAACCCGCACCCGCAGACCCCCUCGAAGCAGAUUGGCGUCUCCUCGGUCGCUCAUCAGAUACAACGCCUAAUCCAUUCCAACUCCGCGAAACUCGCAAGCGUGAGGCACUACACCACCGCAUGGUAGAUCGCGUCUCGCGCUCCAAACGCGCUGAAAAGGCUGCUCGUACAAUGAAAACACCUGUUACCGCGACACCGCGCUUUGCGAGUAGUCCCCGCGUGGACUUUGGACUGCGAGGUACACCCGGUGGUGCAGGACCUGGUGGUCAGGGUAAGAUGUUGACGCCUGCUGCGCAGAAAUUGUUGUCGCAGGUUGGUGGGAGUACGCCGCGGGGAACGUCUGGAUCUACGGGGAAGUCUGGAUUGGGGAAUAUGUGGACGCCAACGCCGCGGCAGAAGUAG
Penicillium cataractarum is the source of this 1410-nucleotide messenger RNA. RefSeq names its product splicing factor ESS-2 family protein. The record is from RefSeq and is a predicted model, not a curated record. The transcript is spliced from 2 exons. Gene Ontology annotation, cellular component: catalytic step 2 spliceosome. The coding region runs from base 1 to 1410 and encodes 469 amino acids. Lineage: Eukaryota; Fungi; Ascomycota; Eurotiomycetes; Eurotiales; Aspergillaceae.